Symbiodinium pilosum is the source of this 2076-nucleotide messenger RNA. The record is from the annotation of a GenBank genome assembly. NCBI's taxonomy places the organism in Eukaryota, Dinophyceae, Suessiales, Symbiodiniaceae.
AUGCUUCGAGACUAUUGGAGGAGAGGCUGCAGUGGCAACGGGAGGGGUCUCGUCUGGCAGGCGAGCAGUUCUCUACCCAUCGCCGCGCACUUCCAGGACAUCGUAAACACCGUCUCACAGAACCAGGUGAGCAUUAUCCAGGGCUCCACGGGUUCCGGCAAGACCACGCAGGUUCCACAGUACAUUCUGGACUUUGAGGAUGGCAGCGGUCCGAAGACAAUCAUUGUGACGCAGCCACGUCGCCUUGCGGCCAUGACGGUGGCCCGGCGGGUCGCAGCUGAGCGCGGGGAACCUUUGGGUGCCUCCGUUGGCUACGCGAUACGCUUCGAUUCCGUGUGGCCACAACGUCCUGGAGGCAUUUGCUACAUGACGUCUGGCUUGCUUCUGAAGCGUCUCCACUUCCGCGGUCUCUGUGGGAUCUCCCACGUCAUUGUGGAUGAGGUCAUUUCCAUUGAUGGGCACAACUUUGAUGUAAAAGUCCUUUACCUGGAGGACGUCAUCGAGAAAAUGGGGUCCGCGCAAGUUGUUGAUUUGAAGAACGACAAGCAGGAUGCUUCAAAGUCGAUGAACACGUGCGAUGUAAAGCGCUACUCGCCUUCCACUGUCCAGGCACUGAAAGCAAUGCCUGAGCACCGGAUCCCCUUGGAACUGACAAGGGACUUGUUGUCAACCUUGGUCAAGGAAGGUACGGUGUCUGCAGAGAGUGGUUCCGUCCUCGUCUUCCUGCCGACAUGGAGCAUCAUGAGCAUCCUCAGCAAGCUCAUAGAGGCCGAUGAGGUCCUGAGCAGGCACUGCAAAGUCAUCAUGCUCCAUUCACAGGUGCCGAAGAAUGUGCAGAUGGAGGCCUUCCACCCCGCACCAGCAGGGCUUGCCAAGGUGAUUCUGGCCACUAACAUCGCAGAGUCUUCCAUUACCAUCGAUGAUGUCACCUGUGUCAUUGAUUCCUGCCGGGUGAAGUUGACGUUUUUCUCAGAGACCACGAAGCUGUCGUACACAGAUGUGGUGUUUACCGGCCGCCACAACUUAGAGCAGAGGAAGGGCCGUGCCGGACGAACACGGCCAGGGCUGUGCUUCAGACUCUGCACGCAGCAGCGCUUCAUGCAGGGUCUGCAGGAGGAAGUUCCUCCUGAGCUCACUCGAAUGCCGCUUGUGGGAGCUGCACUGCUCGUGAAGUCUUUGGAGCUGGGCGACAUCGCAACAGUACUUUCCCAAUGCCCAGAUCCACCAUCAGAAGCCCUUGUAGUGCACGCCAUCAAGCAGCUGACACUCGUAAGGGCGUUAGAUGAUGAGCAACAUCUCACAAGCCUUGGUCGAAUUUUGGCCCGGCUGCCUUUGGAUCCUCACGUUGGUCUGGCCUUGCUGAUGGGACAUUGGUUCUUUGGAUUGGGCGAUGCUAUGUGUACUCUGUGUGCCGCCAUGUCGUUUGACGAACCCUUCCAUUUCGAGAAGACGGCGGGCUAUCUACCGUGGUCAAUCUCUCAAAAGUACCAAGGUUCGCACAAACACUCGGAUCAGUACGUCCUGGGACUGGUGCAUCAGGAAUACGCGCGUUUGAUCGAGACAGUUGGCGAGAACUCUUCGAACAGAUUUGUGGCAUCAGAGGGCCUCCAUCCUGCCAUCAUGCGACAGGUCUAUGAUGCUUCUGAGCAGCUGCGCAGCCUUUUGCAAACCGAUGCCUUGGGAGCCCUGGGCAUGGGAGGGCCUGAGCCGCUUGACGAGGAUGCCAUAGGUCCGUCCUCGAAAAAACGAAGCUACACGGCCAUCCGGGACUGGGGACCACAGGAAUGGCAGUGGGGAGCCAUCCUUUUGGCACUGGCCACUGCCUUGCCGCACGUGGCUGUGCACCAAGAGAAGCGGCAUCUCUGGGUUGAGGAGGAUGCUCGUGGAGCAGUUCACAAAAGUUCCGUGAAUUGCUGCAAAAAUUCCUUUGUUUUUCCAACACCGUUGUUCGCUUUCCUUGACCGAACGCAAGAAGAAGGAUGGCGACCUGCACGGUGCAGGCAGCUUACGAACAUUCCUCCACUGUUGGCUCUGUUGAAGCCAUUUUCCCAUUCUGAGAUUCGAAUGGAUGGUGAG